GGUGAGAGCUGCGCAGCGCUCGCUGCUGGCUGGCUUCGCUGAGACGCCGAGCGGACGCGGCCGGCGCCGGCUUGUGGGCUCGCCGCCUGCAGCUAUGACCCCCGCAGCCCUUCCCUCGGUCUCGGCCCGGGGCGUCUGAUAUCCCACACAGUCGCGCGCAGCUGCCGGAGAGCCGACCGCUGCCCCCUCGUCGCCGUAUCGCACUCCCUUCCCGGGAGCUGGGAACAGCGCGGGCAGCCGGCGCCCCCGUGCAAACUGGGGGUGUCUGCCGGAGCAGCCCCCGUCGCCGCCACUGCUGCCCCAGACGCUGGCCAUGGCCUGGCGGGGAGCAGGGCCGAGCGUCCCGGGGGCCCCCGGGGGCGUCGGGCUCAGUCUGGGGUGGCUGCUGCAGUUGCUGCUGCUGGUGGGGCCGGCGCGGGGCUUCGGAGACGAGGAGGAACGGCGCUGCGACCCCAUCCGCAUCUCCAUGUGCCAGAACCUCGGCUACAACGUGACCAAGAUGCCCAACCUGGUGGGGCACGAGCUGCAGACGGACGCCGAGCUGCAGCUGACAACUUUCACACCGCUCAUCCAGUACGGCUGCUCCAGCCAGCUGCAGUUCUUCCUUUGUUCUGUUUAUGUGCCAAUGUGCACAGAGAAGAUCAACAUCCCCAUUGGCCCAUGUGGUGGCAUGUGUCUUUCAGUCAAGAGGCGCUGUGAACCCGUCCUUAAGGAAUUUGGAUUUGCCUGGCCAGAGAGUCUGAACUGCAGCAAAUUCCCACCACAGAAUGACCACAACCACAUGUGCAUGGAAGGGCCAGGUGAUGAAGAGGUGCCCUUACCUCAUAAAACCCCCAUCCAGCCUGGGGAAGAGUGUCACUCUGUGGGAACCAAUUCUGAUCAGUACAUCUGGGUGAAAAGAAGCCUGAACUGUGUUCUCAAGUGUGGCUAUGAUGCUGGCUUAUACAGCCGCCCAGCCAAGGAGUUCACCGAUAUCUGGAUGGCUGUGUGGGCCAGCCUGUGCUUCAUCUCCACUGCCUUCACAGUACUGACCUUCCUGAUCGAUUCUUCUAGGUUUUCCUACCCUGAGCGCCCCAUCAUAUUUCUCAGUAUGUGCUAUAAUAUUUAUAGCAUUGCUUAUAUUGUCAGGCUGACUGUAGGCCGGGAAAGGAUAUCCUGUGAUUUUGAAGAGGCAGCAGAACCCGUUCUCAUCCAAGAAGGACUUAAGAACACAGGAUGUGCAAUAAUUUUCUUGCUGAUGUACUUUUUUGGAAUGGCCAGCUCCAUUUGGUGGGUUAUUCUGACACUCACUUGGUUUUUGGCAGCAGGACUCAAAUGGGGUCAUGAAGCCAUCGAAAUGCACAGCUCUUAUUUCCACAUUGCAGCCUGGGCCAUCCCCGCAGUGAAAACCAUUGUUAUCUUGAUUAUGAGACUGGUGGAUGCAGAUGAACUGACUGGCCUGUGCUAUGUUGGAAACCAAAAUCUCGAUGCCCUCACCGGGUUCGUGGUGGCUCCCCUCUUUACUUAUUUGGUGAUUGGAACUUUGUUCAUUGCUGCAGGUUUGGUGGCUUUGUUCAAAAUUCGGUCAAAUCUCCAAAAGGAUGGGACAAAGACAGACAAAUUAGAAAGACUGAUGGUCAAGAUUGGGGUCUUCUCAGUCCUGUACACAGUUCCUGCAACAUGUGUGAUUGCCUGUUAUUUUUAUGAAAUCUCCAAUUGGGCACUCUUUCGGUAUUCUGCAGAUGAUUCCAACAUGGCUGUUGAAAUGUUAAAAAUUUUUAUGUCUUUGCUGGUGGGCAUCACUUCAGGCAUGUGGAUUUGGUCUGCCAAAACUCUUCACACGUGGCAGAAGUGUUCCAACAGAUUGGUGAAUUCUGGAAAGGUAAAGAGAGAGAAGAGAGGAAAUGGUUGGGUGAAGCCUGGGAAAGGCAGUGAGACUGUGGUAUAAGACUAGCCAGCCUCCAAGGUUUCUUCAUUUUGAAGGAGGGGGGAAUGCCAGCAUUUUGGUGGAAAUUCUGCUAAAAGUUGUAUGCAGUGAAUCUCAUACAAACUAGCAACAAUUAAGUGACUCCCAUCAACCCACUGCCUCCCAUCCUGACCCCAGCAUCAAAACAAAACAAAACAAAACAGUGAUUUUGCUGCAGACUUUGGAAUGAUCCAAAAUGGAAAAGCCAGUUAGAGGCUUUCAAAGCUGUGAAAAAUCAAAACGUUGAUCACUUUAGCAGGUCGCAGCUUGGAGCGUGGAGGUCCUGCCUAGAUUCCAGGAAGUCCAGGGCGAUACUGUUUUCCCCUGCAGGGUGGGAUUUGAGCUGUGAGUUGGUAACUUGCAGGGAGAAAGAUUAACUUUUUUAACCCUUUACAAUUUUAAAUACUAACUGGGUCUUUGAGAUAGCAAAGCAAUCUAUAAACACUGGAAACACUGGGUUCAGAGAAGUGUUACAAGAGUUUUAUAAUUUGGCUGAUCUAACAUAAACAUCUUCUGUGGUGCACUGUCUGCUGUUUAGAACUUUGUAGAUCGCACUCCCAAGAGGUGGUGUUAGAAUCUUUCAGUGCCUUUGUCAUAAAACGGAAUUGUUUGAACAAACAAAAGUACUGUACUCACAUAAGGUAUCCAGUAGAUUUUUCUUCUCUCUUUCCUCUCUUAAAUUUCAACAUCUCUGUUUUGGGCUGCUGCCGUUUUCUUCAUUUUACAUUAAUGACUCAAAAAAAGGUAUUUUUAUAGGAAUUUUUGCACGGCAGCAUGCUUAAAGAGGGGAAAAGGAAGGGUGAUUCACUUUCUGACAAUCACUUAAUUCAGAGGAAAAUGAGAUUUACUAAGUUGACUUACCUGACCGACCCCAGAGACCUAUUGCAUUGAGCAGUGGGGACUUAAUAUAUUUUACUUGUGUGAUUGCAUCUAUGCAGACGCCAGUCUGGAAGAGCUGAAAUGUUAAGUUUCUUGGCAACUUUGCAUUCACACAGAUUAGCUGUGUAAUUUGUGUGUGUCAAUUACAAUUAAAAGCACAUUCUUGGACCAUGACAUAGUAUACUCAACUGACUUUAAAACUAUGGUCAGCUUCAACUUGCAUUCUCAGAGUGAUAGUGCCUUUUUUUUUUUUUUUUUUUUUUAA
This is a messenger RNA of Sapajus apella (tufted capuchin), 3089 nucleotides long. RefSeq names its product frizzled class receptor 4 (gene FZD4). The transcript has 2 exons. Gene Ontology annotation, molecular function: Wnt receptor activity; Wnt-protein binding. Gene Ontology annotation, cellular component: plasma membrane. Lineage: Eukaryota; Metazoa; Chordata; Mammalia; Primates; Cebidae. Bases 314 to 1927 code for a protein of 537 amino acids. The record is from RefSeq and is a predicted model, not a curated record. Gene Ontology annotation, biological process: non-canonical Wnt signaling pathway; canonical Wnt signaling pathway; retina vasculature morphogenesis in camera-type eye.